AAAUAGAUUUCUUCUUCUGGGCCACUCACAUUUUCUCAAAAUGUCUGGAAUUGUUGUUGUGUUUGACUUCGACAAGACCAUUGUUGAUGUCGACAGUGAUAACUGGGUUAUUGAUGAGUUGGGUUUCACCGACUUGUUCAACCGGCUCCUUCCCACCAUGCCUUGGAACUCUCUCAUGGACAGGAUGAUGAUGGAGCUUCAUUCACAUGGUAAAACAAUUCAGGACGUUGAACGUGUUCUGCGUACGAUCCCCUUGCACCCUAGAGUCAUACCUGCUAUUAAAGCAGCUCAUGCUUUAGGGUGUGAUUUGAGGAUUGUGAGCGAUGCCAACAUGUUUUUCAUUGAGACCAUUUUGAACCACUUGGGGAUAAGAGCAUACUUUUCGGAGAUCAAUACUAAUCCUGGUUAUGUCAAUGAAGAAGGAAGGUUAAGGAUUUUACCUUACCAUGACUUCAACAAAGCUUCACAUGGCUGCACUUUGUGCCCUCCAAACAUGUGCAAGGGUUUAAUCAUAGACAGAAUCCAAGAAUCAAUUUCACAAGAGAACAAGAGGAUCAUAUAUCUUGGAGAUGGUAGUGGGGACUAUUGCCCAAGCUUGAGGCUGAAAGAGAAUGAUUUCAUGAUGCCAAGGAAAAACUUUCCUGUGUGGGAUUUGAUAUGCAAAGACCCUUCAGUUAUUAAGGCUGAAAUCAAUGGCUGGAGUGAUGGAGAAGAAUUGGAGCAAGUGUUGUUGCACUUGAUCAACAAAAUUUCCAUUGAGGAAAAGGCUCACUUAAUUUCAUCUGAUUGCAAACUACAAACUCUGUCUGUCUCUGCUUUGGAGUCUUUGCCCAAAGUCCUCCCAGUUCGGCCAUAAUUUCCUACUUUAUAGUAUCUAUAAAAAUGUAUCAUAAUAACUCAAAAGAGGGUUUUUCUUUUUUCGUUUAUUAACCCUACACUAAAUUAGCUAAUGUCGGAAUUGGUCCAAGGUGGCUGUCCAUGUUCCAACCAUAAUUUCUAUUAAAUAGUAAUACCUGUUUGCUUUAGAUC
Cajanus cajan (pigeon pea) is the source of this 1029-nucleotide messenger RNA. Its product is annotated as inorganic pyrophosphatase 2. Gene Ontology annotation, molecular function: phosphatase activity. Lineage: Eukaryota; Viridiplantae; Streptophyta; Magnoliopsida; Fabales; Fabaceae. The record is from RefSeq and is a predicted model, not a curated record.